CGCAGCCGGACCCAGUCCUAUCCGGCAACCGAUUCCAACCAAACCCCUCCCCCAUCCAAUCCCGACCCCAAACCCAGCCCAGCCAUGGCCGAGGUCGACGACCACCACCCCCUCGCCGCCGCGGCCUCCUCCUCCGCCGGCGACGACGACGAGGGCACGGACACCGACGCGUCCAACUCCGACCUCGCCAACCAGCAGGACCCUCCAACCCUCACCGACGCGACCUCGGCCCCGCCUCCCACUCCAGCGGCGGCGGCCGCCUCCGCCCCCGAGCCCUCCGGCGCGGUUCCGCCGCCGCCGCCUCAGACGCAGGGCGCGGGCGCCGCGGAGGACUCGCGGCGGCUGUUCCAGCGGCUGUGGACGGACGAGGAGGAGCUCCUCAUCCUGCGCGGCUUCCUCGACUUCACGGCGCGCCGGGGCACCACGUUCGCGUCGCACCAGUACGACACGGGGCCCUUCUACGAGGAGAUCCGCCGCCGCCUCUCCUUCGAUUUCACCAAGAGCCAGCUCAUCGAGAAGCUGCGCCGCCUCAAGAAGAAGUACCGCGUCUGCGCCGCCCGCGUGGCGGCGCAGGGCGCCGCGUUCGCGUUCCGGAGCGCGCACGAGGGCGCCAUCUACGACGUCGCGCGCCACAUCUGGCGCCCCGCGUUCAGGCGCGGCGAGGGCGCCAGCGCCGGCGACGCCUCCGACGAGGACGACAUCAACCCCGCCGCCGCAUUGCCUAACGCGAUGGAGGAUGGCGGCGGCGGGAGCGCGUUCGCGCCCACGCCGAGGGGCAGGGGAGGCCGCCGCGUGCGGAGGAGGACGGCGCAAGAGCUGGAGGCGCCAGCAUUGCCUUCCACGUCCGCUCUGAUGUUGAACGACGUGGCUCAGGAGCCGCUUGUUGUCUCUGUCGAGAAUUCGGCGCCGGCAUUUGCACCGCCGCAUCCGGUGCAACUGCCGAUUGUCUCACCAGUGGUGGCGACACCUUCGCCCAUGCCAGCUAAUGGCGGUGGCGCCACUGAGGAGGUUGUCCGGACUAUUCUCUCACCAUUACUGAAGGAGUUCAUCAGCUCUGUCGCUGCGGCUGGGCAGGCUGGACUCGGAUUGGGGUUAGGCAUGGGAUUUGGCGGCAUUGGUGGCUUCGACAUUCUUGCUCUUGGUUUCGGGACUGCCGGCCCGAACCCUGGGAUGACCGGUGAUGAGAAAUGGAAGCAGCAGCAGAUUCUGGAGCUUGAGGUUUAUCUCAAGAGGAUUGAGCUUGUCCGGGAGCAGGUGACCGCUGCUCUACAAGAGCUCAGGUCAUCUGAAGGUUGAUUGGCUAUCUUCUUCCAUGGAUGUUCUCAUCAGAGCCAGAGCCCCGUAGAUUACAUUAUUUUCUCAGGAACAGAGAGAUUGUUUAUCAAAGAUACAGAGUUGCUCGCUAUAAAACAUAUUCUAAUUGUACUUGAUUUUAAGUUAGGUGCUUGUAGUUGUCAUAAGAUUAGAGGCUGGAAACAUUGAUUUGUAGAUGGAACGAUGAUGAAUUGUUUACCUGCUACUCACCACUUCAUUGUCAGACAUGUUUAUUCCCACAUUUGAUAGAAUAGAAUGCAGUGAAUAGUUGACAUGAUAA
Panicum hallii is the source of this 1594-nucleotide messenger RNA. RefSeq names its product probable transcription factor At3g04930. Bases 85 to 1296 code for a protein of 403 amino acids. The record is from RefSeq and is a predicted model, not a curated record. Lineage: Eukaryota; Viridiplantae; Streptophyta; Magnoliopsida; Poales; Poaceae. Gene Ontology annotation, cellular component: nucleus. Gene Ontology annotation, biological process: regulation of DNA-templated transcription. The transcript has a single exon.